UCUCUGCUUGUCAAAAGGCUGCUGCCGAGCCCGAAGCACCGGGAGCGCCGAGCAGCGUGUCCACCGCCAGACCAGAGUUCUUUCGGUCGGACAGAUUUGUGAGACUUCCCAGGAGAAGACCCUUGGGCUCUGCUCACACCCCUGCUCCUUCAGGGAUGGAGGCGACGGCAGCCAGCACUUCCCUGCCUGACCCUGGCGACUUUGACCGGAAUGUGCCUCGGAUCUGUGGAGUGUGUGGAGACCGGGCCACGGGCUUCCACUUCAAUGCUAUGACCUGUGAAGGCUGCAAAGGUUUCUUCAGGCGGAGCAUGAAGCGCAAGGCUCUGUUCACCUGUCCUUUCAACGGAGACUGCCGAAUCACCAAGGACAACCGGCGACACUGCCAGGCCUGCCGGCUCAAACGCUGCGUGGACAUCGGCAUGAUGAAGGAGUUCAUCCUAACAGACGAGGAAGUGCAGCGUAAGAGGGAGAUGAUCAUGAAGAGGAAGGAGGAAGAGGCCUUGAAGGACAGUCUGAGGCCCAAGCUGUCUGAGGAGCAGCAGCACAUCAUAUCCAUCCUGCUGGAUGCCCACCACAAGACCUUCGACCCCACCUAUGCUUACUUCAAGGACUUCCGGCCUCCUGUUCGUGUGGACAAAAGUACAGGGAGCUAUUCUCCAAGGCCCACGCUCAGCUUCUCCGGAGACUCCUCCUCCAGCUCUGAUCUGUACACCACCUCUCUAGACAUGAUGGAACCAGCCAGCUUUUCCAGCCUGAAUCUGGACCUGAAUGAAGAGGAUUCUGAUGAUCCGGCUGUGACCCUGGACCUGUCUCCUCUCUCAAUGCUGCCCCACCUGGCUGACCUGGUCAGUUACAGCAUCCAAAAGGUCAUCGGCUUUGCCAAGAUGAUCCCAGGAUUCAGGGAUCUCACCUCCGAUGACCAGAUUGUCCUGCUUAAGUCAAGUGCCAUUGAGGUGAUCAUGUUGCGAUCCAACCAGUCUUUCACCAUGGAUGACAUGUCCUGGGACUGUGGCAGCCAAGAAUACAAGUAUGACGUCACUGAUGUCGCCAAAGCUGGGCACACCCUGGAGCUGAUUGAGCCCCUCAUAAAGUUCCAGGUGGGGCUGAAGAAGCUGAACUUACACGAGGAAGAGCACGUCCUUCUCAUGGCCAUCUGCAUUGUCUCCCCAGACCGACCUGGUGUACAGGACGCCAAGCUGGUUGAAGCCAUUCAGGACCGCCUCUCCAACACGCUGCAGACCUACAUCCGCUGCCGCCACCCACCCCCGGGCAGCCACCAGCUCUACGCCAAGAUGAUCCAGAAGUUGGCUGACCUGCGAAGCCUCAACGAGGAGCACUCCAAACAGUACCGGUCCCUCUCCUUCCAGCCGGAGAAUAGCAUGAAGCUCACACCCCUUGUGCUGGAGGUCUUUGGCAACGAGAUCUCCUGACCAGGGUGGCCUGUAGUGGUGCCUGGGUAGGGCUGCUCCUCCAGGGCCCUGUGCCCAGGCCCUGGGCUGGUUGCAGCCCAGCAGUGCCUCCUGCCUGCCCCUUCUGGAAUUCAGUCCUUCCUCUGCCGUG
Molecule: messenger RNA, 1560 nt
Organism: Apodemus sylvaticus (European woodmouse)
Lineage: Eukaryota; Metazoa; Chordata; Mammalia; Rodentia; Muridae
Gene: Vdr
Product: vitamin D receptor
Exons: 10
Coding region: 156-1430 (424 amino acids)
Biological process (GO): multicellular organism development; positive regulation of transcription by RNA polymerase II; negative regulation of transcription by RNA polymerase II
Cellular component (GO): nucleus
Molecular function (GO): zinc ion binding; nuclear receptor activity; vitamin D response element binding
Source: RefSeq, a predicted model, not a curated record